AUGACUGUAGAAUCGAAUUCAACACCAAUUGUUGACUGGCUUUCCUCGGUAAAGACGUCUUCUACUAAACGCUUAAGAAGAGCAGUUUUUCCUACGCCGGAAGAACCAAUGAUGAUGAACUUGAGCGAGGUCAAUGAACAAACUUUGGUUAUGGGCUAA
Molecule: messenger RNA, 159 nt
Organism: Trichomonas vaginalis G3
Lineage: Eukaryota; Parabasalia; Trichomonadida; Trichomonadidae
Exons: 1
Coding region: 1-159 (52 amino acids)
Source: RefSeq, a predicted model, not a curated record